GGGGCGUCUGCGUCAGCAGGCGUUUGGUGUGUUGCGACACCACGUACCCGAGCACAUGAGGGUUGGACCCUCCCGCGUGUAGCCGUGCGCGGCUUAGCCGUGUCUGGGGAAAGGGGGAUCCUGGGGGUUGAGCCGAUGCCGGGUGUUCGGACCUCUAAGGCCCCCCGGUGGAGGCAACACACCUCUUCGGCCUCUGCUUCACAUAGACGGCACCUCCAGACUGACCCACCUGGAGGAAAUCGGCAGUCGCCUUUUCCUGUCCCCCCCCUCAACACUUUUUCUUUCUCUUUCACUGUCUCUUCUUUCCUGUCUCCUAUUAUCUUCUCCUCACUUCCAAAUUUCUGGGCGGCAAGGGUUAGCCUUGUGUGGCUAGCCAGUCUUGGUUAUGCUGUAUUUGGUUAUAGCAGUGAUGUACAACUGGCGUUGGCAGGAUUCCGAUUACAGGAACUCCUGUCACGUCCCCGCGUUGGGCUCCUUGGUGGGUGGUUGGCAUCGCUGCCGAAAAUCCCAGCUAUACUCAUGGACAGCGCCUUCCCUAAACUCCCUGAUCGCCCUCACAAACGAGGGCGCACCGAAGAUGUUUUUCAAUUUUUUGGAAACAGAACACAAAACUUUCCACGAUUUCACGUCAUCCACUCUGAUAAGCCUGAAAAGACAGUGAAAAUGAUCUCACCCUUCCUUUUCUUGGCCGAGGCUACAAAGCAUCGAAAAUGGCAAGCGGUGAUCUGCUUCUGGAGCUCCGCGAUCAGAUACAAUACGAAAAGCUACCGAAAUUAGUGUCAUUUGGGGACAUCCCAAUAACACUGACCCCACACCGUACUAUGAACACCACUCGCGGCGUUGUUUCAGAUGACGAUUUAAUGGAGCUAACCGAGGCUGAACUCUUGGAGGGCUUCAGUGAGCAGAAUGUGAUAAACGUUAAAAGAAUUAAGAUGAGGCGCGACGGCAAAGAAAUCAAGACUAAGCACCUGGUGCUCACUUUCGGCUCAAGUGUCCUGCCCGAGUCCAUCGAGGCCGGAUACAUCAAACUUCGUGUCAGGGCAUACGUUCCAAAUCCUCUCAGAUGCUUUAAAUGCCAGCGAUUCGGCCACAGCUCUCAGAACUGUCGAGGCCGCCAAACGUGUGCGAAAUGCAGUGCUCAUGAACACUCAUCUGACUCUUGUGAAAACUCGCUACAUUGUGUGAACUGUGAUGGGGAGCACGCCGCAUACUCGCGGUCGUGCCCCACCUGGAAAAAAGAAAAGGAAAUUGUAAUAAUUAAAGUAAAGGAAAAUCUAACGUUCAAGGAGGCACGCAGGCGGGUAUCCUACCUGCCCAAGAAAACCUUUGCCGAUGUGACGCGUCAGGGGGCAGCGUCGCAACGGCUUCCGGCAGCUGUCCGGCCCACACACAGUGAGCCGCCAGUGACGCCAUCCGCCCCCUCGGCGGCAGCAGCUAGCGCUGCUCCGCCAACUCUCAAGAAGGGGCCAUCGACCUCCGGGCUGGUGGCCUCCAGGGCCUCGUCCCUCGAGGCGAGGCCUUCCCGUCUAACCAACCGCUCGCAAGAGCGCGUGUCCAGCGCCUCGCAAGAGGCGAUGGACACAACAACUGGCCAGACGGCGCCGUCAGCGCCUAAGGAGCCGCGAGAAUCUCGCGAUCGCUCCAAAAAAGAAAAAGCCCGCAUCACAGGGCCCGACAAGGGCUCUGUAGCUUAAGUUAGUCUCCUUUACACACAGCACAAAAAACACUUUCAACAUGAAUACACAAAUUAUACAGUGGAACGUCAGAGGACUCCUACACAACCUCGAUGACGUCAAAGAAAUCCUACACAAGUUUAAUCCGAAGGUGCUGUGUGUUCAGGAGACACACCUUAAACCUACACAAUGCAACUUUCUCCGGCAAUACGCCAUCUUUCGCAAAGACCGCGAUGACACCUCCGUGUCAUCCGGCGGUGUUGCUAUCGUAGUUGACAGAGGUGU
This is a messenger RNA of Dermacentor silvarum, 1958 nucleotides long. RefSeq lists its product as uncharacterized. Bases 711 to 1694 code for a protein of 327 amino acids. Gene Ontology annotation, molecular function: zinc ion binding; nucleic acid binding. NCBI's taxonomy places the organism in Eukaryota, Metazoa, Arthropoda, Arachnida, Ixodida, Ixodidae. The record is from RefSeq and is a predicted model, not a curated record. The transcript has 2 exons.